Messenger RNA from Ceratotherium simum simum (southern white rhinoceros), 474 nucleotides. NCBI's taxonomy places the organism in Eukaryota, Metazoa, Chordata, Mammalia, Perissodactyla, Rhinocerotidae. The record is from RefSeq and is a predicted model, not a curated record.
AUGCCACUGCAGCUGCUGCUGCUGCUGCCUGUGCUAUGGGGAGUGCCCACAGCUCAGGAUCAGAGGUACCGGCUGGAACUACAGGAGUCCGUGACAGUGCAGGAGGGCCUGUGUGUCCUCGUGCCCUGCAAAUUUUCCUAUCCCAGGACCACCUUUGUAAUCCUCCACGUGUUCUGGUUCCGGAAAGGGGCGGAUAGAAACCGUGAUAAUCCAGUGGCCACAAACAAAAGAGAACAGAAGCUGCAUGAGAGCACCCAGGGCAGGUUCUUCCUCCUCGGAGACCCCCAGGCCCACAACUGCUCCCUGAGCAUCAGAGAUGUCAACAUGGGGGACAGUGGGACUUACUUCUUUCACAUGGAGGAUGCCUUGAGGAAACACUCAUAUCUAGAUAAGACGCUCUCUCUGCAUGUGACAGGUAUGGUGGGGGCCCAGGUAAAGGCCCCAAAGUGUGGGGCACUGGAAAUAGAAAAAUGA